UUCUCCCAUGCAGCUUGCGGUCAUCCAAAUAUCUUGAUACUGUGUACUUCCAUACUCUGGAAGCUGUUACUACAUCCAACAAUCCAGGGCGACAUCAACGGUCGUUAUAAUUAUUGAGGCGUCAAAUCCCACCAUCCAAGCACCGCAUGCUUUGCCGCCGACAAACCGACCAAGUAACCUGCGAUAGUGGGUUAACCUUCAGACCAUGCGCAAGUCGAGGCCUGCAACGUCUGGCUAUGCCAGAUUGAAUCAAGCAGAAGAAGAAUCCGACAUCGUUGGAGAUUCCGAAGACGAUGAUCCUUUCCGAUCCCAAAAAACCAUCUCACAAUCGAACCGCCAAUACACCCCAAUUCAACCACGUCGCCAUGCACGAAUGUCAUCCGAUGGCCCAAGAAGCGGACAUCGACCAGGACAUAGACAUAGACGUAGCUCAGGCGUGGAUAUCAAGGCAAUAAACGCGAGGUUAGAACGAUGGGCGGAUGAAAUUGCUUCCAAAUUCAAGAUCCGGAAAGAUCGGGGGACAUUGAACGAAGAACCGCUUGAAAUCCAACAUUCGGUGUUCCAGGCUCCAGACUGGAUUCGACCGGCAGAUGCGGAGACGCUUGAAACGCAGUACGAUGAUUCGAAUACUCGCGUGAGCAAAGAGGUCUUCGAUGGGGCGGUUGAAAGCGUGCAGAUUGCUAUCGAGCAGGGGGUACAUCCGAAGUUGAUUUCACAGGGAAGCUCUGGAAGUUACUUCGCAAGAACGGCGGAAGGGGAGAUUGUUGGAGUCUUUAAACCCAAAGACGAAGAACCGUACGCUUCAAAGAAUCCCAAAUGGACCAAAUGGAUCCACCGAAACCUUUUCCCUUUCUUCUUCGGCCGAGCAUGCCUCAUCCCCAACCUUAGCUACGUAUCCGAAGCGGCAGCAUACGUCUUGGAUAUGCGGUUACACACGAACAUCGUACCAUACACGGACAUCGUCUCACUUUCUUCGAAAUCAUUCCAUUACGACUAUUGGGACCGAAGAGCUUUCUAUAGGAGAAGGAAGGCCUUGCCGCAUAAAGUGGGUAGCUUUCAAUACUUCUUGACCGGAUACAAGGACGCGACACGCUUCCUGAAGGAGAACCCCUGGCCCGACCAAAACAACUCCAUGUUACGCUCCGGGACAGCGGUAAGGAAGAAGGAGAGGAAGCGGAUCAGAUGGACGGACGAUUGCCGGCCAGGUGGUCGGCCAGACUCCGAUGACGAAGACAACGUCGUACCGAAUGGCCACGAACGGAACAACCGCGAGAUAUUUUGGAGUGAAGAGCUACAGCAAUCUUUCCGCGAGCAACUAGAGAAACUCGUUAUCCUCGACUACAUUAUGCGAAACACUGAUAGGGGAUUGGACAAUUGGAUGAUCAGAGUGGAUCGCGAGUCUCAAACCGCUAGUAUAGUAGCCGAGCCACCGAAAGAGAAUGGCGCGACUCGACUCAGUGGUCUCUUUGAUGAUGAUGAGCCGUACAAGAGGGAGGAACCUAUGUCGGUGAACGGAAUUACGACAGAUUCCGAAACACCCGACGAGAAGGUCUCGGUAUCAAUAGGGGCGAUCGACAACAGCCUUUCCUGGCCUUGGAAGCAUCCUGAUGCUUGGCGCAGCUAUCCGUUUGGGUGGCUUUUCCUCCCCGUGUCGCUCAUCGGACAGCCUUUUUCGGAGGCAACCCGCAAGCAUUUCCUGCCAUUGCUUACCUCGAAGCAGUGGUGGGCCGAAACACAAUUAGAAUUGCGUAAAUGUUUCAUGCAAGAUUCGGACUUCAAGGAGAGAAUGUACGCUCGUCAGAUCGCGGUCAUGAAAGGACAGGCUUGGAACGUCGUGGAGACUCUCAAAACCCCGGAUCACGGUCCUCUUGAGCUAACACGGAGAGCGCGAGUCUGUGUUUGGGACGACCUUGUCGAUGUCCCCGUGGCCAUGCCGAUGCGCCCGCCGUCUCCAGAGCAAAGCCGUAGAGUCCGACAGGUUCCUCGGCCUCGUUCGACCGAAGAGAUCGAUAUUAGCGCCGCCUAUGCGUCCGAACCGCAACCAGACCUUCUCGCAUUCUCGUCGCCUGUUAGAAAUGGAGAGAGUUCAAAUCGAUUCAACGUAUCCCGUCAUUCUAGCUCGAUGGAUGUUCGAGAGAGCAUGGAGAACAGCGACGGGCCCCUAUCCCCUGCAUCGGUCAAUGUAAUGGUUGGUGGUUCUCAAACCAGAGAACAGAAUGGGGACUACGGUUGGACUUCACGCUCCGCUCCAUUCCGUCCUCGUCUGAGCUACGAAGGCCCUCGUCGGUCACGACAUAGCCAAGACAAGGGACGGCGGAAAUUCUCAUUCAGCAAGCGCGGCGGCGUUCCGGAAUUUGCGAACCAGGACGACCUGGAAGGCGAUUUGGGCUAUGCGGCCAAUGAAGACCUCGAAAGUCAUCACAAGCAGGUGAUUGUGGAGAGGCUAGAGACGGUGAAGAGCAAGAACCCUGUAUUCAAAUGGUGUUAAAUGGCAAGAUGUAACGGAUACCUGUAUCGGAACUGUAUCGCCUCUUGGGCAACCGGAUUGUAUGGCGUCUCGUGGUUCGACUAGCUUGAGCGUGGAGCAUCAGUCAUGAAUUCAAUGCACGUCCAGGCUAUGGAUUGGUGUGUCUUAGAGCAAUAUCUCCGAGAUCUAGAUUCAAAGAUCAACCCCUUCGAUUUGCGUCUUUGUCCUUGUGCAAAUUCAAGCAUCUAUCAAUGUCC
This is a messenger RNA of Eremomyces bilateralis CBS 781.70, 2724 nucleotides long. RefSeq names its product phosphatidylinositol 4-kinase type 2-alpha. Lineage: Eukaryota; Fungi; Ascomycota; Dothideomycetes; Eremomycetales; Eremomycetaceae. The record is from RefSeq and is a predicted model, not a curated record. Gene Ontology annotation, biological process: endosome organization; Golgi organization; phosphatidylinositol phosphate biosynthetic process. The coding region runs from base 206 to 2488 and encodes 760 amino acids. Gene Ontology annotation, molecular function: 1-phosphatidylinositol 4-kinase activity. The transcript has 2 exons. Gene Ontology annotation, cellular component: endosome; trans-Golgi network; plasma membrane.